Haliotis rufescens (red abalone) is the source of this 1650-nucleotide messenger RNA. RefSeq lists its product as uncharacterized. The transcript has a single exon. Gene Ontology annotation, biological process: protein polyubiquitination; proteasome-mediated ubiquitin-dependent protein catabolic process; negative regulation of translation. The record is from RefSeq and is a predicted model, not a curated record. Lineage: Eukaryota; Metazoa; Mollusca; Gastropoda; Lepetellida; Haliotidae. The coding region runs from base 14 to 772 and encodes 252 amino acids. Gene Ontology annotation, molecular function: protein binding; translation repressor activity; ubiquitin protein ligase activity.
GAUCAGUGCCAAAAUGUCCUUCAAUAUCCGUGACGUCGCAGUCCUGGUUGUAGACGGUGUACAGACAGUUGUAGUCACUGACGGGGACAAUCACUGCAUAACAUCGUUCUACACCAGAAAAAAGACGCCACGUUUCAGUACGGGUCGUGUGAAACAAUCUCCAUGGGGUGUAACACAGCUGAAAGAGAAGCAGGUGCUGGUUGAUGUCCCCGAAUCAUGUGAAAUUGUAACAGUGGGUGUCAGCCCUGGCCUGGCGCUGCUAUCAACCAUCACAACACGUACUGGGUACUACAGUCUCGCUGUUCUGAGUCCUUCAUCUCCAGCAGCAAGUACAGACUAUUGUGUUGAUAUCCUGGAUAUGUCGGGGCUCGUGUUGAGGUCAGUUAAUGCAUACAACAAUAUGCGACUAUUUACCUACCCCGACUACAUGUGUGUCAACAACAAGGGCAACAUAGUCGUGUCUGACUGGGAGAACAAGUCUGUGACAUGUCUAACAUCAGAGGGGGAUGUUGUGUGGAGAUACGCCCCUACCGGAGACAGAGCUCUCGGUGUUCCUCAUGGAAUUUCCACUGCCAGGACGGGAGACAUACUUCUGGUGGACAGUAAUUCCAACAAGGUCAUACAACUGACAGAGACGGGAGAGUUUGUCAGAGACCUGCUCACGUCAGACGGUAACGUGUCUGGCCUGAAGAGUAUUUUCUGUCAUGCACGCGAAUCCUUCUUUAUCUGUUGUAAUGCUGAAGUGAAGGAGUACAAAUGUAGUCGAUACUAAUUCGGUCGUGCUACAACGUGAGACCAAGACAACUGACAAAAAACAAGGUUUAGUCGAGAUCCAGGUCCAAGCAGGAUGAUAAGUAUCCGCUCAACAAACCAAGUCCUCAACAGGAUUGUGGACGAUAACAAUAGUAAUUAGUGUCAGAGUAUAAAACGAAAACUAUUGAAACUCACAAGGUACAUGUUCCAUGUCACAACGUUUAGCUUACUAAAUAUAUAUAUACAAUUACUCUCUGUAAAAUAGUAGUAUAUGAAGCAUAAAUAAAGAUGACACUACAAUUCCGACCAAACCCAUAAUGGUAUUGCAGUGUUGGAGGACUGUUGUGAGAGACAUGAUGUUAUUUCUUCAGGGCACGCAAUUUUGUUUGGAAAGGAGAAUCCGAACAAUUUAUUUUUUCACAAUGCUUUUUUUUCAGGACACACAGAGAACAAUUUUUUGUGAUAAAAUCUGAUAAAUAAUUACUUCUUUAACAUUUAUUCAAAUGGUUCAAGAAUUUGUCUUCAAAAUGCAUCCUCUUUUUCUUUGUUUCUGAAAAACCAUGUCGUUUUAUUCGUCAUAAUGGGCUGCGAGGUCGUUAUACGUAAUAAUCACGUCAUUGAUAAUUAUUGGUUUUAUACUAUGUCCAUGCACGCAAGUCGCAAAUUGUUUGCCUGGCUUCAUUAUCUGUAUGUUAUUUACCUGUGUUUAUCAUCUAUGUAGUAGUUACCUGUAUUCAUCAUCUUUGUAGUAUUUACCUGUAUCCAUUUUCUGUCUACUAUCUAUAUUCCCUAUCUGUGUAGUAUUUACCUGGCUUUGUCAUAUAUGUAGUAUGUGCCUAACUUCGUCAUAUAUGUGAAAAAGUGAUAUAUUUGAUGAAUAAAGUGGACACAAAUAUU